CGAAGCGCCGUUGCUCUUGUGGCCGCCGCCAAACAUCCGCCGCAAAGGGGCACCGACCACCACCACCCUUCCGCCGCCCGACGCCCGGGGCGCUUGCGACGCCCUUCUCCUACGUACAGGACGACUGCAGCAGCACUUCACACAUCCGGGUCGUGCACGAGAACGCAUGGCUGGGUGACGACGACCGUAUUGCUGCACCCUCCCGCACAGCCUGUCCCUACGACUUCUCCCAGAUCACGCGGGUCGUGGCCCAUCUCCACACUGCUCGACGUAAGCGCGGCUGGCUCGCAACGGGACCGCAACAAAGAAGAAGAAUAAACCAAAGACCGGCUGACACACGCCGCUGCUCCUGAGCAAAGGCACUCGAUAUACACACUCCGAAACGGGACUUCGAGAUUUUGAUCCCAGGGAAGCCCCUUGCAUCCACGACCGGGUCUAAUUCCCGGCGAACACCUGCUCGACAAGUGCAAGUGCGCCCACAGUGCAACACCGCCCCAGCGCUGCAUACGAUUCAUCUGGCAGUGGUGCUGGGCAGUGCACCGUCUUUCCUCCCUUGAGACUCGGAAGUCUACUCCCAUCCAUCGCCCACCGCAUGGUCGACAGCCGCGACUGCUACUCCACCACCUCCCCUGAGCCGCGGCUCUGCAGAGUCUCUCCUUCCUUCCGCCCACGAUGCAGCGCCCGCCCAUGUCACCGCUCUCGAUGAGCAGCAACGACUCGUCCUUCGUCGGCCAGUACAGCAGCCUUGGUGCAGCGACAUUGGGGAAUCCCAGCGACGGGCCUUACGGUAGCGGAGGACCCUAUGGCGCCGCCCGACCUCUGCAGUCCUCGCCACCUUCUUCGCAACACCCGAGCAGCUCGACCGACGUGUCGCGUCCCUCCGCGAGCGGGUCGAGCAUGAGACCGCCCUCUUCUGCGAGCUCCGUAGGAAUGUCCAAUGAUGGGCGCAUGGGUCUCCCGAGACCGCCGAAUCGAGACAGCAGCAGGAGUCAGAUAGCACCGGGUAGCGAAGAGGCAUUGGCGAGACACUAUGGUGCACUCAAGGCAUACUUGGCCGACAGUCUGCAAGACGAGAAGGGCAACGUGAGACCGAAUAGAGCGCGGGACAAGCUAUUGCGACUGAGUGUUACGCAAUUCAUGGAACUCAGCACUGAUGUGUACGACGAGCUGGUUCGAAGAGAAGACGAGAGGUUACAACGCGUGGAGAAUGUGCCCAGAUUCCUGCUGCCCAAGCAGAAUUUCCAUCCGAAACGGAAUCAGGCGCGACAGAAACUCAGCACACUACCUCCGGAACGCUUCCGCCAACUCGCAACUGAUGUGUUCUACGAGCUCGAACGACGCAUACCGAGAUUCGUUGGCGGAGACAUUUCACGACCAAUGAGCGGCGCUAGCAACGUCAGCAGUCGGAGUCGUGCACCCACGAUCAAUGGGAUGCGGCCGCCAGGACCCGGCUACGGAAUGGGCAUGGGCGGCCCUCCACCACCGAGGGGCGCUUCUCAAGGAGCGCCGUAUAUUGCGGGUCCCAACGGCCCAAUGGCACCCGGCCAGCGCAGACCGAGCGAAGCAGCGUCCUUGGGGCGGCCUCUGCCCAAGCAGUUCGCAAGCAAUACGAUCGUACCCAAUAAGAGCACAAUGGUGGAAGACGACGAUAUGGACGAUGACGAGUUCGGACUGGACCAUGUCUCUCCAGGCAUCAGCGAUCGUUAUAGCAAGGCGACGAGCGCGGAAGACAGAGAUCGCAUGAAAGCUCAAGCAGAGGAGAUUGCAGAAUUGAAAGAGAAAUUGGAAGCGCUCGAGAGCAAGUUAGCCAUCAAGGACAAAGAGCUGGCGAAGACUGCAGACAUAGAGGCCGAGCGCGGCGAAUGGGCUACGACACGAGUAGGACUGGAGCAGAAACACACCGAGGCGCAGAAUCUCAACGAUGCGCUCCAGCAGGAAAUAUCCGAGCUGAAAUCGAGAUCACGGGAUGACGACGAGAUCCGCGAUCAACAUGAUCGCAACUUGCAAGACUUUCAAGAGCAAAUUGAAGAUCUUCAGGAACAGCUCGCAGCCAAGAGCGACGAGAAUGGAAAGCUUCAACUCCAGCUACGAGAGGGUGCCGAAGACACCGCAGCAUUACAUCAGCUGCAGGUGGAACUUGACGAACUUCGACACCAAUUGUCGAACAACAGAAGCCAGCUGAGCUCCGCCGAGCACGAGAAGCAAAUGGCUGAAAUGCAAGAAGAGCUCCGCAAACAACAGAAACUCAAUCAGGAAGUCCAAGACCAAGCCAUGGUGUACUUGAGGGAAAUGCGCGAGCUCAGCAGACAACACGACGAGGCUGUCGAGCAAGAGGAGAAGAUGGCAGCACAAAUUGCCCAAUUGCAGAAAGACAACGAGAGCUGGAGGCAACGAUAUGCCAAGGUCAAGGCCCAGAACAAACACCUCCGCGCUUCGACAAUGGGGCUUGGUCUAAAUGCGGGUCUCGAUACGGGCAGUCUGGUUCGUCAAGAAGGUCUCAUCUCGGAAGGCGGUCUGGUCCGCGAUACGGAUGUCGCAAGCUUCCAGUUGGCGGUAGAUGAGCUGCUCAAGGUGGCACGCCAGCACAGCACCGACGACAUGCUGGAAAGCGUCAAGCAGGUCGUGGUCAGCAUCCAGGCUAUCACUUCUGCUGUGCGCGACGAAGGCUAUCCUUCUCCGGCGCCAUCACCACUCUCUCCAGGAUCUAGUGCGCCGACUCUUAGCGUUGGCAAACUCAAGGCCAGAGUUAAUGGCACAGCGAACAGUCUCAUUACUGCUACAAAACAACACGCUGCAGCACAUGGUCUCUCGCCUGUUGCACUGCUAGAUGCCGCGGCGAGCAAUUGUACUGCUGCCGUGGUAGAGCUCAUCAAAUCUGUCCGCAUUCGACCUUCGUCUAAGAGUGAGUUCCAGGAUCUGGAUGCCGUGGAUGAGCUGAAUUCCUUCUACGACGAUGGGGCGUCGCCAGUCGAUGGCAAAAGCCUGACGAUUCCCGUUCCACAGUUCGGACCUCGGGGCGAUUCUGCACAACCUGCACAGACCGAGGGCACUCCGACUGGCAAGAAAGGCAAUGGAGGCUGGUUUGGCUGGGCCGGAAAAUGGGGCGACGGCACCACUGACGACCACCCUCCACAGGUCGACAGCAAAGCUCCAUCGGCAAAUGGCGGGCCACAUCCACCCACAGCAAAUGGCCACGCACACAAGGCCUCCAUCGCCAGUAGUGGGAGCGAUUACGAUCCGUACCGGUAGUCUCGGUAUCCGGCCAACUUUGGCUACCCGACUGCAAGGAGGAAGGAGAAAGAGAAAGGAUGAGCGAAUCUCUUUUCCCAUGCCCUUCCCUGGAAGCAUAAUGUUUAUUGCGUAACAUCUUUUGGAGGUCCCUACAUUUUCCUGUUUUACUUACGGCGUUGGCCACCUAUGGGGCAUCGGAUUGCAACAACGCGGCCCACGUUUUGGAGGGCCGAACUGCUCACGCAUAUUUCUAUCGACGACCUUGUGCGAUAAACGCACCCCGCUUGUCUUUACAUGGACUUCUCGGAUCGUCUCUUAUUUCGAAUGGAUGCUGCUUAUGAGUAGCUGGGUGAUGGGUUUCGCUUCGAGUCUCAUAUUAGAUGAGGAAAAGAAAAUCCUUUGGAUACAGACCGGGAUGGAUAUCUACGACAAGAGGCGAGAGUCACACUGAUAUGGCGAUUACGGUUGAUCUUGAAAGUAGGAUUGCAAAAUCGGGAGCGAGAAAUCUUAAUAUGUAAAGACUUAGUGUCUCUUGUAUUUUACAUAUUAUCUGGUAUGAAGUGGACGUGGAAAUGUUCAUCUGUUCGAGAG
Molecule: messenger RNA, 3822 nt
Organism: Cercospora beticola
Lineage: Eukaryota; Fungi; Ascomycota; Dothideomycetes; Mycosphaerellales; Mycosphaerellaceae
Cellular component (GO): actomyosin contractile ring; cell cortex of growing cell tip
Molecular function (GO): MAP kinase scaffold activity
Source: RefSeq, a predicted model, not a curated record